This is a messenger RNA of Penicillium salamii, 1548 nucleotides long. NCBI's taxonomy places the organism in Eukaryota, Fungi, Ascomycota, Eurotiomycetes, Eurotiales, Aspergillaceae. The record is from the annotation of a GenBank genome assembly.
AUGCCACCCAAGAAGAAAGGCACACUCAAGCGCAAAGCCAACCCACCCGAAGAGCCCGAGCCUUCAGAUGUCUCAUCUGUCGCCUCAGAGCCACAAGCCAAGAAGCCCAAAGGCCUCGGCAGAGCCAGAGCCAGAGACUCCCCACCGCCACUGUCCCUAGAUUACCCUGAAUCCUCCGAUGGAAAGAAAAAGCAAUCCGCCAGCUCACAUGGCAGCUCAGCAAUGGCAAAUAUGAUGCUCGCUAGGCCCAAAGUGGUCAGAGGCCAAGUGCCAUCCAAGCCAGGGGAGUUCCCAAAGCACGUGUCGUACAAUAUGAUGUACCAUAGCGCUGGUCUAGGUCCAACCCAUGCACCAAGGACCCUUCCACCACGACAGGAGCGGUGGAAGAAUCCCAACAAAGAGCCCAUUACUGAAUGGGCUAAUGCGCCAAAAGGCUGGACUCCCAGUGAACCUGAUCUUCACCGCCAUGAUCUCGAUGCUCAGAUUGAGAGGUGUUAUGAGAGAAUCGAGGAUAAUAUCUUGCCUGAUCUGUUUCGGAAAAGAUUGGAUUGGUACUUGGGGUGGAAGGCUAAUCAGCAGAAGAUUUUGGAUGCCGCGCCCAAUGGGGCUGACUUUGAGCUUGCUCAGCGUCUUCAUCAUCUGAGUGGUAUUCAGAAUGUGCUUCAGACUGAAGGUGAUCCAGAUGGACAGCUUCCUAAUGUUCGGGCUCUUGCUGCUGCUCCUAGGACUGGGGGGCUGAAGAUUGAACGGGGGGUGGUGACUUACUGGUCUAAAGGUGUUAGACUCAAUGAGCCUACGAAGUUCAGUCGGGAACUGCAUGAGAAAAUGCUGCGGGAGAAUGAUAGCACGCACUCAUUUUGGGUGGAGGGUUUUGAUAUCUUCUUGACAACGAACGCGGAUCCUGAUCCCCCAGAAUCCCUCAAAAUAACAGUCAUACACGACACCGGCGCAGACCUAAUGGCACUUCCAGAAGACCAAUACCAAGAGCUCGAGAAAAUGAUCACAAAACCAACAGUGCUCGGGUACUCGUUGAUGCAAGCAGCAGGAGGACACAUUUUCUAUACCAAGGUAGUUCAGCUGGAGCUUAUUAUGCCAGUUCCAUUCCUCCAGGAUACCUGGAUGAGCGGUUGGCUGAUGUGCCCAGCUGCUGUGGUCCAAAAUCAGGCAGGGAACAAUCAUGGUGGAAUGGCGCUCUCGGGUCCCUUUCCUCGUUUCCAGUUCUAUACUGCGACUUGUCCGAAUGGCUUGGGGUUGUUGUAUUUGUGUUCGUUUAAAAACGACUUGACGCUUUCGCUUCCUGAUCUACCACCAGAUUAUCAGACAGAAAUCCCGCCAACGGGGCCACUCCAGCCACCUUCACCUGGUGGUGGGCCACCGAGGUUCAUUCCAUCUGACCCUUCAUCGGGGCCUGGUUCGCAGGGGGCUGGUUCGCCGAAGCAGGCACAGGGGAUUCUGUCUCUCACUGGAAAAACUGCCAAACUGCCUUCCAAACGAGGCAGGGGCAGAGGUCGAGGUCGGGGUCGGGGCAAGGUGACAGGAAGGGGAUGA